Ipomoea nil (Japanese morning glory) is the source of this 2083-nucleotide messenger RNA. RefSeq lists its product as uncharacterized. The record is from RefSeq and is a predicted model, not a curated record. Gene Ontology annotation, cellular component: nucleus; chromatin. Gene Ontology annotation, biological process: DNA repair; mitotic sister chromatid cohesion. The transcript has 9 exons. NCBI's taxonomy places the organism in Eukaryota, Viridiplantae, Streptophyta, Magnoliopsida, Solanales, Convolvulaceae. The coding region runs from base 447 to 1865 and encodes 472 amino acids.
UUCAAGGCAUCUCCAAGGCCCUUCGCCUCCAAAGACAAAAAUUCAAAAACCCUCUGAAGAGCUUUGGCGACAAUUGGCAGUUGAUUCUUGAGAGCGCGACUUAGAAGCGCAUAUGGAUUUUGUUUGGUAUGGAAUGGAACUAAUCACGCAAAAAGCAGAAGAAUCCAGGCAGGAUUACAACAACGCAAAAAUGAGCAGGAAUCCACACACAAACCGUUCGUUACGUUCUUUAUCAACUCCAAUUCAGAAUUUCUUUAUCCGCUUUGUCAACUCCAAUUCAGCAUUUCUUUAUCCGCUCUGUCAACUCCAAUUCAGAAUUUCUUUAUCCGGAUUUACAUUUGCUGGAUUGGGUGUCUGUGGGUCCUCUUUUCGAGUGAAGUACAAUUUGGGUUCUUUAGUUCUAGGGUUUUCAGUCUUGAUUGAGGGGAGAACUCUGUUUGCUGAGAAUGAUGGCUUCUGCUGCUGCUGCUGCACCUCUUCCAUCACAAAAGGAGCUUGAGGAGAUGCUCAUUGAGUCUGGAAUUGAGCUCUCUACACCUCCUUCAUCCACUGGCGAGCUUCUCAGCCUCCUUGAAAAAGCUGAAUCAGAACUGAAGAGCAUAGGGCAAGACCCUUCAGUGUCGAUGAGAAAUGUACUUGAGCCAAUUAAAAAAGCGCUGAUUGAAACGAAACUUCUGAGACAUUCUGAUAAAACCAUUGAGGUUUCUGUUGCAUCUUGUAUCUGUGAAAUUAUGAGAAUAUCUGCACCCGUUCUACCCUAUGAUAAUACAGAAAUGGAGGUCGUUUUCCAUCAGAUUAUAGCAUCCCUUGAAAAGUUAUAUGACAUUGAUAGUAACUACUACAGUAAGGCUCUGAGAGUUCUUGAAGCCGUUGCGAAGUACAGGUUGGGCGUGAUGCUAUUGGAUUUUGACUAUGUGUUAGCUGUUAACGUUUUCCAACUGUUUCUCAAAAUCAUCAGCUUCAACCAUACCGAUGCUGUAUUAAGAUACAUGGUAGACAUCAUGUCUCAACUCAUACAAGAAAGAGAUGAAGUCUCACUAGAUUUUCAAGUUUCCAUUCUUGAAAGCCUCAGAAAGGAAACUCUGGCUACUGCACCUUGUUCAAUGGUAUUGGGAAAAGAAGACUUGGAAAAGUGUGCUGCCAGAUUGAAGCCUUGUCUUUUAGAAUUAAUGACAAAUAUGAACAUGAAUUUGGAUGAUUAUUGCAAAGUACUUGGCUCAAUAUUGCAUGAAGUUCCUGAGGGAGAAAACAUGGUGGAAAAUGCUGGUUCUGUACCACCUAUAGAAGGAACAUCUGCACUUCAACUUCCUCAGGUACCACUACUGGAUGCCACUCCAACAAUGAAUAACAAUAACAAUAACCUGGAACCUGAUGGGUCAUUGAAGGCAUUAAACAUUCGCAAUCAGGCUGAACAGCUAAAAGAUACUGAUGCACCGUCUGAUCCCAUGCAUAAAAAUACAAAAGAGUUGCAACAACAAAUGGAUCUGAGUGCACUGUCAGAGAAGAUAAGACCUGAUAAGGGACAUGAUUCUUUUGGGAUGAACAAAAGCAAAUGCUCUGAUGAAGAACCUACUAUCAAGAAGGAACAAGAGAAGAAAUGUCCUUGCAAAAGGGGCCGACCAAAGAAGAAUCAGACAGGUCUCACCGUGCAAAAGAGAUAUGAAGGGACUAGGUCUGCCCAGAGAAAACUUAAAGAAAAGGAUUCUAAAAAGCUUCAUACUAUUAAAGAUUACGGAAAAGAGUUGGUAGGAGCUAAAGUCAAAGUCUGGUGGCCCCGGGAUAGAAGGUUUUAUGAGGGGGUGAUUUCUUCUUUUAACCCUAAGACAGAAAAGCACACGGUCAUAUACACUGAUGAUGAUGUAUAAAUCUUGAAUCUCAGAUGUGAGCGCUGGGAAUUGCUUGAAGAGGUUCCAGUCAAAGAAGUGAGUUAAAUUCCUACGUUGUACAUUAUCUAGUUAGCAAGCUAUGAUUUCUUGAAGAGGUUCUAGUCAAAGAAGUGAGUUAAAUUCCCACAUUGUAUAUUAUCUAGUUAGCAAGCUAUGAUUUUAUUGGUUAGCCAACUGCCUCUUUGUAACAUAACAUG